Megalobrama amblycephala (Wuchang bream) is the source of this 855-nucleotide messenger RNA. RefSeq names its product GTPase IMAP family member 9-like. Gene Ontology annotation, molecular function: GTP binding. The transcript has 2 exons. Bases 1 to 771 code for a protein of 256 amino acids. The record is from RefSeq and is a predicted model, not a curated record. NCBI's taxonomy places the organism in Eukaryota, Metazoa, Chordata, Actinopteri, Cypriniformes, Xenocyprididae.
AUGGUGACAAAAAUACCACAGCGAAGAGCUCCCAUCAACAUCCAGGACACUCCUGCUGUCAGUCUCUCAUCCAGACGGAUUGUUCUUCUGGGUAAAGGUGGUGUUGGGAAGAGUUCAUCUGGAAACACAAUCCUGGGACAGAAAGAGUUUGAAUCUCAGUCAAGUACACCUUCAGUAACCAGUGAAUGUUCAGAAGCUCACGCCACUGUUUCAGGCAGAUCUGUGUCUGUAGUUGAUACUCCUGGAUUAUUUGACACAGAGAUGAACCCUGAAAAGUUAAUGAUGAAGAUAGCGAGAAGUGUUUAUUUAUCCAGUCCUGGACCACAUGCUUUUCUCAUUGUUCUCAGAGUAGAUGACAGAUUCACUAAACAAGAGCAGCAGUUUCCUCAGAUGAUUGAGAUGAUGUUUGGUCAGGAGGUGUUGAAAUACUCCAUCAUUCUCUUCACUCGUGGAGAUCAUCUAUAUGGAGUGUCUGUAGAGGAACUCAUUGAGGAGAACUGUGCUUUGAGAGCUCUAGUUGAUCAGUGUGGAGGCAGAUAUCAUGUCUUCAACAAUAGAGAUAGGAGAAACACAGGGCAGGUGAAUGAUCUACUGCAGAAGAUUGACACAAUGAUAGAGCAGAAUGGAGGAGGACACUACAAUAAUCUGAGAACAGAUGCUCUGAGAAAAAGACAAAAGGAAGAAAAGAGAGAACUACAAGAGGAGACUGAGAGUGCAGGACCAAGGAGAACAAAACCAGUCAGGGAAAGUGACCGGUGCACAAUACUUUAAAUUUCAUUGUGUGAUUUUGUUUUUCUGUUGUGAAUGUAUUUGUUCCAGUAGAGUUACAUGUCCAUAUAGCAGGGGUGACCAGAA